UAAACAUCUGAACCGUCUCGGUCCUCUGACACGUCUUUAUCAGAACAAGAUGAAGAAGUUUCUGUUGUUGCUUCUCUUCUGUCACGUCUCAUCUCCAGUAAAACACUCAGUUAAGAUUUUCAUCACUGCAUCUUCUGGAGUCCCAAACCUCCCAGAGUUUGUGGCUAGUGGAGAGGUGGAUGAUCUUCUGGUGGCUUACUGCGACACCAACAAAAAGAUACUAGAACCCAAACAGGACUGGGUGAAAACAUUUUUAGAAAAACAUCCUCAGCUUUGGGAAAUAUGCACAGCACUGUGUUUUGAGAUUCAGCCUAACCUUUUCAAAGCCGAGAUGGAUAACUUGAAGCAGAGCUUCAACCAAACUGGAGGUGUCCACAUUCUCCAGAGCAUCGCUGGCAGUGAGUGGGACGAUGAGACUGGAGAGGUCAAUGGUUUUAUGCAGUUAGGUUAUGAUGGAGAAGACUUCUUAGCAUUGGACCUGAAGACAUUGACAUGGAUCUCUCCGAAACCAGAAGCUGUCAUCAUCAAACAAAGAAGGGAUGCUAACAUAUCUAGAAUAAAAUACAUUGAGAUUCUCCUCACUGAGAUAUUUCCAGAAUGGCUGAAGGUGUUUGUGGUCUACGGCAAGAGCUCUCUGCUGAGAAAAGAGGUUCCCUCAGUGUCUCUCCUCCAGAAGUCUCCGUCCUCUCCAGUCAGCUGCCACGCUACAGGUUUCUACCCUGACAGAGCCAUGAUGUUCUGGAGGAAAGAUGGAGAGGAGCUUCAUGAGGACGUGGACCUCGGAGAGAUCCUCCCCAACCACGAUGGAUCCUUCCAGAUGAGUGUAGACCUGGACCUUUCAUCAGUCCCAGCUGAAGACUGGAGGAGGUACGACUGUGUGUUUCAUCUCUCUGGUGUGGAGGACGAAAUCGUCACCAAACUGGACAAAGCAGAGAUCAGGACCAACAGAGAGAAGCUUUCUGAAAGGAAAUUUCACAUCUCUGCUGGAGUGGUUUGCUCUGUUGUUCUUGCUGUUGUCGUCCUCGUUGCUAGAUUCAAUCGUUACAAAAAUAAGAAAGCCCAACUCCCUCCACAAUCUCCUGACAACAGCUCUGAGCUCUCUGAGAGACUCAAUCCAGAGACCUGAUUAACACACACAUCCUGCACACUGAGUUACUUCAGAAGAGACGGUAAGCAGUAAAUGCUUUGACGUGGACUAUGAUCAUCUCCAGUUAAACACCUGAAAUGAUGAGCUUCCUACAACAAACCUUUACAUUAAAGCUACAUU
This is a messenger RNA of Etheostoma spectabile (orangethroat darter), 1267 nucleotides long. RefSeq names its product major histocompatibility complex class I-related gene protein. Gene Ontology annotation, cellular component: external side of plasma membrane. The transcript is spliced from 7 exons. Lineage: Eukaryota; Metazoa; Chordata; Actinopteri; Perciformes; Percidae. Gene Ontology annotation, biological process: immune response. The coding region runs from base 50 to 1126 and encodes 358 amino acids. The record is from RefSeq and is a predicted model, not a curated record.